Molecule: messenger RNA, 3648 nt
Organism: Uloborus diversus
Lineage: Eukaryota; Metazoa; Arthropoda; Arachnida; Araneae; Uloboridae
Product: rho guanine nucleotide exchange factor 10-like
Exons: 22
Biological process (GO): positive regulation of stress fiber assembly; actin cytoskeleton organization
Molecular function (GO): guanyl-nucleotide exchange factor activity; protein binding
Source: RefSeq, a predicted model, not a curated record
GCAGGAAAAUCAAAUGAAGAACCUUUAUACAUGCUUUAUGAUGACACCCAUAGACAACAGUGUUCUGCACGAGGUUUGCAAACUCCUGAAGACAAUAUAUAUGAAGAAGUAGAUUUGCAGCAAAUUAAUCAAAAUGAAGAAGAUUUUGGAGACACUGUAAGUUGGAUUGAAUCUGAAGCUGGUAAUGAUCAUUCUGCAAGUUCAGCUAGUGAAGAAAUUGAAGAAGAAACUGGAGCAUCUAAAUUAGCUGCAAGAUUUAUUGGUAAAAAGAAGAAAAGUACUAAGAAAGGAAAAGAAAAUGAGGGAAUAACUGGAGGUUUUACUCGAUGGUUUUCUACAAGAAAGAAAGAAUAUGAACUAGAAAAAUGUGUAAAUAAAAUUAAUAGACAUUCUCAAGUGCUCUAUGCAGAUGAAGAUGGUUAUGUUGAUGUGAAAAUACCAAAGAAACAGAGGCCACCUUUAUCCCUACCACCUAUGCCACCUGGUCUUAGCCCUGAAAAAAUGAAACGAAGAUACAUUGUGGGUAGUGUUGUUGAUAGUGAAAAUUCCUACUUAAACUCAUUGCAAAGGCUUAUCAGAGAUUAUAAGCAUCCACUAGAAGAUUCAACUCCACCCAUUGUGAGUGCCAAUAAAAUUAGCAUUAUGUUUCAUCGUGUGGAACAAAUAUUGCAGUGCCAUAAUAUUUUUGGAAUAGCUCUUACUCAAUGUGUUCGUCAAUGGGAUCAAGAAGAAAAGAUAGGAGAUGUAUUUGUUGCAUCAUUUUCUAAGACAAUGGUUCUGGAUAUUUAUAGUGAUUUCAUCAACAACUUUUCAUUAGCCAUGGAAACCGCUAAACAGGCAUCAAAGAAUAAAUCUGCAUUCGCUGAUUUUUUGAAAGUGAAGCAAAUCAACAGCCCAGAUAGGCUGUCAUUUUUUGGGCUAAUGGUGAAGCCUGUUCAGAGAUUUCCUCAGUUUAUAUUAAUGCUUCAGGAUUUACUUAAAGAUACGCCACCUGGUCAUCAUGAUAGAAUGUCCUUGCAAUUAGCACUAACACAGCUAGAAUCCUUGGCAGAAACUCUGAAUGAAAGGAAACGUGAGGCAGAGCAACAUCAUGCUGUCAGAGAGGUUUUGAAGCACUUAGGAAAAUUUUCUUUUAAAUCUUCAACUGAAAGAGAUCACUACUUACUCAGACAAGAUGAUGUUAUCCAAUUGCAAUUAGAUCAAAAUGGCCUUGUUGUAAAAUCAAAAGAGCGAAGACUGUUCUUAUUGAAUGAUCUGUUAGUUUCUGUUGCUGUUACCCCAAGAAGCACUGAUGGAAUUCUCAAUGGAGAAAGGUUGAAUUUGAAAUGGGCAGUACCUCUUCAAGAUGUAGAAGUUCAUGAUGAUAUUGCAUUUUCCACUAAAAAUCUAAUGAUCUCAUCUAGUCGUAAUAAAACUUUUGGAAGCCGUAGCUUAGACCGAAAUUCAGAUGCAGGGAAUGACAGGACACUGUAUGAUGACCUAAGGGACCUUGUGCACGAUAAAGAUGUUGUAAGCCGAAUGGAAUCUCUAAUUUCAUCAUUAAGACGUUCUUAUAGUGGCAUUAAUUUGGAACUGCUGCAAGGUAUAUCCACUUCUAUUCAAGAAUCUAUUCGUCAAAAGUGUGAAGAAAUUAGUCUUUUGGAUAGUUGUUGUUUACAAUUAGCUGUACCUGUGAAAUCAAGAUCAAAUAAAGAAAGCAUAUGCUUCCAAAUGUCAAGUCCUUCAGUCAAAAGGGAUUGGACUACUGAUUUGAGACUUGCAAAGUUAGCCUUAGAUCCAAAUAAUACUCCUGCUUGGGAUAUCCCAGAACAAGAGAAAAGACCUAGCAGCAAAAUGCCAUUAUUUGUUAAAACCUUUCCUGUAUUUCAGGCACCAUCAUCAGCUGAAGUCAAAUGUGGAUGCCAUUACAUUGUUAGUAGCUGCUCUGUUCCUCAGCAAUACUUAUGGAUAUGUUCUUCAGAUGGAGUUAAUAGUCAUUUAGUUGUUAUGGCUGUACAUCUUACCCACCUUCGGCAAGUUGGUGUAUAUCAUCUAAGUGAGAUGAUAAUUCUUGCAAUUGAAGCAGUACCUGUGAUGCAAUUUAGCAAAGGUUGCUCUGAUCCAGAUAGCUCUGAACCUGCAUUAAAUAAUGUGCAUUCAGUCGAAACGGUGUGGAUGGGAACCGAUAAUAAAAAAAUACUGGUGCUAGAAGGCUCCUGCCCAGAGAAGUGGGAAGAAAUUGGAAAUGCUGUAGUAUCUGCUGCUAUUGUUCAAAUAAAAUAUCAUUGGGAUCAAGUAUAUGUCGCAUUGGCUAAUGGCACUGUUGUAAUUUUUCAUCGAGAAUCAGAUGGACAAUGGCAGCUGCAAGAUCCUACCAUAGUAACGUUGGGUCAAGACCCUGUAACGUGCCUCUUACCUCUAGGUUUAGCUAUGUACUGUGCAUGUGGCUCAAAAAUUUGGGUAAUAGAUUCUCUCACAGCUGAAAUCCAGAGGAAUUAUUCUGUUCAACAUGAUGAAGAUGAUCAGGCUUUUUUGUUGGCUCAUUCUGGUACUGGAUUAUGGAUAGCGUUGAAAAAUUCUGCCACAAUUUGUUUAUAUCACACUGAAACAUUUCGUCACCUACAGGAUAUAAAUGUUGCUGCUAAUGUCAAUAGAAUCCUUGCAGCCAAAGAUAAAGAAAAGUCUCCUCAUGCCAUUUAUGUCACAUCACUUUUAGCUAGUAAAGGCUUAUUAUGGGUAGGAACAAAUGUUGGAAUUAUACUAACUGUUCCUCUACCACGUUUAGAGGGAGUGCCUAUAAUAACAGGACGUGUCAGUCUAGCAUUCCAUGCACAUCAUGGAUCAGUGCAAUUAUUGUUAAGUUUGCAACCUAAAGCAAUGACUCUACCAGUUUUAACUUCACCAGUUGCUAGAAGAUCUGCUAGUGCUGAUGGUGAAGAUGAUUCUUCAAUUCUCUCGCCUAGAACUAGAGUUAUUAAGCAAGUUUCAGAUUCUGUACUGCCAUCUCCAGUAUCUAGUAAGAAAUUUCCAGGUCAGAAGUCAAAUGUUGGAGACAUACAUAUUUCUGGUGCAAAAACGUUACCUAGAGGAAUGUCAUUAUGUUCUCACAUAUCACCUCAAGAUAGUAUAGAAGAAUCUAAUGAUGUAUAUGGUUUAUAUGCAGACUUGAUGAAUGUUCAAGAUUAUGAAAAAGACAGCCAAGAAAAGUUAUAUGAACGUUUAAAUCACAGUGAUCCAGAAUUGGUCCAUUUUCAUCUGAAUACUUUAGAUCGGAGGGUUCAACAGAAAUCUGGUCGGCCUAGGAGUUGGGAUUUAUCUACAAUGGCAGUAUCCGAAGAUUCAGAUUCAUCUGCAACCUAUGAUACUGCAUCAACUGCAACAUCUACUGCAACAACUGAAAUAAGUAUGCCUUCACCUGAAUCUGUUAUUGAAGAAUCUCAUUCUCCAGUACACAAAGUUACUGAUGAAUCUCCUUGUUUGCCAACUCAUGUGACUUUAGGACGGACAGCAUGUAAAAAAGUACCAAAAGCUGUUACAGAUUCUACUCAAAAAACUGUCUUGAUGUUGACAGGUGGCUGUGGGUAUGCAAAUUGGCGUAAAACAGAGAAAGAACAGGAAUCAAAAUCAUGUCUUGAUGCACAUGUAAUGAUUUGGGAAGUUAAAUUGUAA